Onychostoma macrolepis is the source of this 11302-nucleotide messenger RNA. It is a transcript of the gene brca2, whose product is annotated as BRCA2 DNA repair associated. The coding region runs from base 251 to 8404 and encodes 2717 amino acids. The transcript is spliced from 28 exons. NCBI's taxonomy places the organism in Eukaryota, Metazoa, Chordata, Actinopteri, Cypriniformes, Cyprinidae. The record is from RefSeq and is a predicted model, not a curated record. Gene Ontology annotation, biological process: double-strand break repair via homologous recombination; regulation of DNA-templated transcription. Gene Ontology annotation, cellular component: nucleus.
CCGUUGACGACACGGCGCUUAUUGGCGGGAUGUGUUACGCCAGCUUUAUCCACGCGUAGAAUAAACAGAUCCUCUCAGAAAACUUCAGGGAAUAAAACAUCUUGAAUCGGAGAUGAAGACGACAUUUCAAUGAACUUCGAGAACUCAGAAGUUACUAAAAGCUUUCAUCUGUGCCAACACGUUCAUUUACGGUCCAAUGACAACAUUAUUGUGCAUGGUUCAGAUUUAACCGCAUCACACUCAUGGCAGCAUGUUUGACAAUUUCUUUCAUCAAAUUGACAAAGAGCUUGGACCAUUUAAUCCUGACUGGUUUGAGCAGUUGACUGCAAAAGCUUCCAGAGAUGAAGGACGUCCUGACAGUUCAGCAGUUGAGGAGGAGGAGACCGUCAAAGUACCAGAGACAUCAGCCCUGGCCAGUCAGCUGUUUUCUACACCCAAAAUAUUCAAGCAACAACGGUUUCAGACCCCUGCUUCCAUUCCCAAUGAAGAGUCCCCUUAUGAAGUGGCUAAUGGAGACCCAUCAGCUUUUCCCUGGACAGAAUCAAGCCCUUGUUUGUUUGGUUCAGCCAAAGACAGUCAAAGAUUUGAUAGAUCCUGUGAAAAACCUAGAGAUUGCUUUGGCCUUCUGGACACACCAAAAAGGUCUUUGGCACGUUCAGCAAAACAGAUAUCUGAGAGCCUUGGGGCACAAAUCAACCCUAACCUAUCCUGGUCCAGUUCCUUUAACACACCAUCCUCUUUGACUCCCACUGUGAUAUUGCCCAUAACAGAGGAACGCACUCCAUCAAGUGACUUCAAAGACAAGGAAGCAAUUUUUGUGCGGAAACUCUUCCCAUCUCUUUCGAAAGGCUCUGCAAUUAAUGCAACAUUGAGUGAUACAACACUAAAACAAGAUGCCAAAAGUGAGACUAUUCAGGCUGAUGACCUGGGAGAAAAACCUGUUUGCACUCCAAGUGCAUCUCUUGAUACAAGCUGUCUGUGGAAGCAGAAGGUUCCCUGCGCUAUAGAGGAUGGGGACGUCCGCAGCACAGUGCAGAAUGUUCUUGAUGGUGCUGAGGAUGUGUUGUCAAUAUUCUUCAGCAACAGCACUUCAACUCUGCGAAGAAUCAAAACCAAAGAGAGAAUCAGAAGGAGAAUAACCGAUUCCUCAAAAGAUGUCAAAUCAGUUGUUCUAACUUCAGAGCCAGAAGAGAAAUUAAUGGAUGAUGUUGAAACAAAAAGCCCAAGCAAAAAUAAAGAUAUCAUUCAGUGGACCCCACUAAGUUUAUCAGAAUCCAUUCUAAAUGGAGACUGUCCGGACUCGUCUUUGAUAAACAAUCACAACACUGUAGCAUCUAGUGAAACUAAUGUUGAUACUGUUUUCAACUGCAUUGCAGAAAGUAGCCAAACUUUUUCACAGAGUGUAAGACUCAAGUCUUAUCCAGAAGGAGCUCAGUGUCAGAAGACUUUGUUAGACAAAUCACCUGCUUUCAUGCUUUCUAGGAAGCCCAGAAAGUUUGUGUAUCAAGUGCCAAGUUCAGAUCUGUCAAAGACCGUAAUUGGACACAAAGAAACUCAACCAGUAUGUUUGGACCAAACGCUCAAAGAAAAUCCCUCUGUGGAAGAGGUGUCUAGUGACCUUAAUGAAUCCACAGUCACCAGUGAAAACGCAGUCAAUUAUCAUCCACAGCCACAAGACGUCAAACAGUUAUCUACAGAAAUCCAUGAUCUUGAUCUUGGCCUAGAUAUAACGCAGCUUUCCAAGGCAUUUGCAGAGGAUUUCACACAAGAAAUAAUGCCAGGAGCACUGCUUAACAUGACUGUUCAGUGUGACCAAAAUGGCCAAGUGCAACAUAAAGCAGAACUUGAGGAGAAGAAUGAAGAUGGUAGUCACAAUGACAUCUCUAAUUUAGCAGACAUAUCUGUGACCUCUCCAAACAAGUCAACAGUCACACUUACAACUUUUGAAAUCAGUCACGACAGUGGUUGCCCCACCACCUUUUCCGAUUUGGAUGGUACGACAGCCGUGUGCGCAGACAUCAAAGAGUUUUUUCCUUCUUUUAAGACGGCAAACAACAAGGCCAUUACCAUACCGGAUGAGGCUAUAAUGAAGGCCAAAGCAUCAUUAGAUGAAGCUGCAGGGGAUGUUUUGAUCAACACCUUAAAUGGAACUACUUCAAAACAUCAGACGAUAGAAACGUUGUGCAAAUCAGUUUCAGGAAGCACUUAUGUAAAUAGAUCACCCACAGGACAGUCCAUCUUCUCUCACAAUGCAUCAAGAGUGUGUGUUAGUGAUUCUCCAAAGAGUGACAGUCCAAAGAGUUUGAAAAUUAAUAUUUCAAGCUGCUCUUCACCACAGUCAAAUGAAUCUGAUUAUAAAACUGGUUCAGAGAGGAAUAUUACAGUUUCAAAUGUUGGCUUUCAAACAGAGACUCUUUUGAAAGAGAAAUUGGGGAGAGGUUCAAACUCAUCAAAGUGCAUUCAUCAAAAUUUGGAUUUCAAAAGAAGUGCUGAAAGACAGACUGUCUUCGACAUUAGCAGCACACACAAACUCACCGCAGUGAACUCCAGCCGUGAUGGUGAUGAGGAGAAUGGCACUUUGACAGCAUCUCAGAAGGCUGAUGUUACAGAAUUGUGCAAUCUUUUGGAGGAAGCAAAUAGUCAACAUGAAUUUACCCAGUUCAAACAAACAAAUCCUGGCUCAGACAACCACACUACAGAGAAAGAGUGGGAUCCAGAUAUACUCAACGGAAUUGACUUUGAUGAUAGUUUUAGCUGUGACGUUGUGAAAGGAAAGCAUCCCGUCAAGACAGACACUUUUUCAGUAAAUGGUUCUGAUCGCAUUCAAAUUGAAGAUGCUGCCAAAUUAACAUGCACCUUGUCAAAGAAAACACAAAAUGCCAUGGUGCCUUUGUCAGUGGCUGAAGACAGUUCUUUAGUUGAUAUGAAGAGAGUACCGUCUUAUUUCAGUGAUAAUACUCCAGUCGAUUGUUUUGGUUUUAAAACUGCUAAAGGCACAGCUAUAAGCAUCUCAGAAAAGAGUUUAAACAAUGCAAGACACUUUUUUGAAGAGGAUGAAAAAAUAAAAAACAUAUUUAAGAGGGAAGUCAAGGUGGAUGUUGGAUUAAUAAAGCCAGAGCAUGCUGAAACAGAGCCUUCAGUCAAUACUUCUGACAGUAUGAACACGGAAAAUAAAACCUAUGUUCAGACUAAACAAGAUGGAAAUUUCAGCUGUGGAUAUGUAAAUGGAGCUCGUAAAGAGAUAAAUAUGCAAUUGGCAGGAAAUGAAGGAACAGAGCAGAAUUGUUUAGGUGAAAAAACAGAUGUUGUUUGUAUUGACUCCAAUAGUAAUUUUGGAUUUAGUACAGCUAGUGGAGCUAAGCUGAAAGUGUCUGAAAAGGCUCUUCUGCAAGCAAGAAGACUUCUUAAUGAUGUUGACAGCUUAGAGGAGUCGCAAACUCACAAACUCGUUUUCCAUGCUUCUGGAAAACAUGAUACCUCUAUGUCAACAACUAGCCUUAAGAAAACAAAAGCCGUUUCUUGGAGUAAUACCUCUAUGAAAAUAAGUCAGCCACACUUAGUAAGUGAAAUAUCUGAUGGUGUGGAUAAUCCUUCCUUCAUCAGUAAGAAGGUCUUUCAAGAACAGAAAUCUAGCAGUGAUCCUAAAGAAGUUCUUGCAAAGUCAGAGGAAGGCUAUGGUUUUCAGACUGCCAGUGGGAAAGGAGUUUCCAUUUCAGCCGGUGCCCUUAAGAAGGCAAAGGCCAUAUUUAAAGACUGUGAUGAAAAUGUUGACUUGGAAUCUGUGAAAAUGGAGGGAACGAAUGACAAACUAGAUGUUGAGCUCAAACAAGUAAAUCGAUUUACUGCAAAUUGUACAAGUAUGAUAUUUUCAAAUGUGUCUCUCAUGGAAGCCAACGCUGUUCUGAGAGACUCUGAAACCCCUCAGGAAGAAGUAUGUGAGGAGAAAGGCCUUCAAAGUGAAUUUUCUAAGCAUGCUUCUGAGUUGAUACCUCCUAACGGCAACUGUGUUUUCAGUACUGCCAGUGGUAAGGUGGUGUCCGUCUCACCUGGGGCACUACAGGGAGCUAAGAAACUGUUGUCGGAGUCUGUUGAUGGUUUCUCAUGUGCUGAUGGAUCUCCAAAGACAAAGCAGGUUGUUGAUAUCCAAAUGGACACUAGCUCUAUAAGAAAACACAAAGGAUUCUCUACAGCAGGAGGGAAGAUGGUGGCUAUCUCUGCUGCUGGGCUGCAAAAGGCAAAGAAUCUCUUUAGAGAUUGUGAAGAGGAGAGUUUAUCAUCUGAAGAUCUUCAGCACCAAGGUUUCAGUGAUGUCUCAAAAAAGCCACUGACUAAAGUACAGGCGGCAUUUGCAGGCUCCAGUGAUGUCUCCUUCAGCCAUGAGCUUGAGACUGGGAAUUCUUCUGGAAAAAACAUAGGAUUCUCUACAGCUGGUGGAAAGAAAAUGACUUUCUCUGCUACUGCCCUGCAAAGGGCAAAGAGUCUUUUAAAAGAAUGUGAAGAGGAGAGUUUUGUUUCUGGGAGUUUUCAGCAUCAAGGCUGUAAAGGUUUCAGCACUGCCAGUGGCAAAGAAGUUACUGUCUCUGAAAAGGCACUGAGUGAGGUUAGAGUGGCAUUUGCAGGUUGUGAUGACACCUCCUCGCUUCAUGGAAUUGAAAAUUUUUCAGGAAACAACAUAGGAUUCUCUACAGCAGGAGGGAAGAAGGUGGCUGUUUCUAUUACUGCACUUCAGAGGGCCGAGAGUCUUUUUAAAGAUUGUGAGGAGGAAAAUUUAUCAUCUAAGGAAGUCCUACCUCAAACAAAGAGUUCUGGAAGCAGUAAGGACAUAGAUGGAAACCUAAAGUUUGAACUAAUCAAGAAAAAUUAUGGUUUCAGCACUGCGAGUGGUAAAGGUGUGUGUGUAUCAAAAGUUGCCCUUGAAGAAGCUUCUAAAUUAUUCAGAGAUUGUGAUGCCCAAGUUACUGUUACUGAUAGUCAGCUGCUACAGGGUGAUUCCUCAGAAUGCCGUCCUCAACAUAAAGACAGACAAACCAAAACCACUCUACAUCCUUUGCCAUCUAAAGCAACUCAGAAUGAACCUGCACAACUAGACUUGCACUCUUUGAAUUUUAACAGUUGCACAGAUACCCAGCAGAAGUACUUUGAGCAGGAAGCAAUGGCUUGCACUAAAGCUUUACUGGCAGAUGAUGACCUGAAUGAAUCAGCCAGUUUGGCGAUGACAGAGGACAAAAAAAGUCCAUCUGUUCAUGAUCUACAGGCACAGGGAUCUUUUGCCCAGAACAGAAGGAAGCGUCCAUUUGAUGCCAGAAAUGUAGCAGAUUCAGGUCAGCCUCCUUUGAAAAGACAACUUCUCUCAGAGUUUGACCAGACGUUAGAUGCAAAGACCUCAGGCCUAACACCACUGAAAACCUGUCCAAAUGGAAUUAUAAGAGACAGGCGUGUCUUCAGUUAUAAUGUCCACCUCAAGCCAAAUGUCACUGGUCCAGAUUGGCAUCCUGUGGACCAAAAGUCAAAUGACCUCGAGCGACCAUGUUCAACUGUAUCUGUCCAAAACAGACACAACUCAGACCUUAAAGGAGGGGUGUUUGUGCCCCCUUUUCAAAAGGGAAUGAAGACUGGGACAUCAAACUGUCAAGAUGUCUCUAAAGUGUCCACUGGUUUUAUACCACCUUUCAAGAAGGAAAACAAAGAAACAACUGAGCAUAGAAAUCAAAUAGACCAAAAUAUGACAACUUCUACAUCACAUAGUGAAAGUGUUGCACAAUACUGUGAUAGGAAGAGUCUACAUGAGGGUUCUAACCCUAAACCAACCACUUCAGUGGAAAGCAUACCUUUGAAAAUCAUGGAUGCUGAAGAGAAAGACACACAGGCAUGCCGAGAGACCUUGAACCUAGCCAGGGAUAUGCAAGACAUGAGACUCAGAAAGAAGAAAAAACUGUCUAUUCGUCCUCUACCUGGGAGCCUUUACCUUGCUAAGACUUCUGGUGUCCCCAGGACAGGUCUGAGAGAUGCUGUGGGACGCAAAUGUCCUGGUCAAUACGCACAGGAGGAGCUGUAUCAGCAUGGUGUACAUCACAGUGUCUUACAAAUAACAAGUGAAAAUGCUGAAUCAUUCAGAUUUGACUGUAAUUACUUCUUCAAACGUGAGCACUUCAUGGAGUCUGGUGGUCUCCAGCUGGCAGAUGGAGGCUGGUUGGUUCCAGACAAUAAGGGUACUGUGGGCAAAGAUGAAUUUUAUAGAGCAUUAUGUGACACCCCUGGUGUUGAUCCCAAAUUGAUCAGUGAUGCCUGGGUAUUCAACCAUUACCGAUGGAUUGUAUGGAAACGGGCCUCCAUGGAAAGAACAUUUCCAGAUUUGAUGGGUAGCCUGUGUUUGACUCCAGAGCAAGUACUUCUGCAGCUAAAAUUCAGAUAUGAUGUGGAGGUGGACCACAGUCAGAGAUCUGCACUCAGGAGGAUCAUUGAGAGGGACGACACUCCAGCUAAGACAUUAGUGCUCUGUGUAUGUGGUGUUGCUCAAACUUGUCAAAAUCCAGAAAAGCCAGUGAAAGAUGACAAAACUCCUAAUGCAAAGAUGGAGUCCUGUGUGGUCUGGCUCACAGAUGGCUGGUACUCCAUCAAAGGCCUGUUAGACCCUCCGCUUUCUGCCAUGCUAAACAAGGGCCGUCUCCGAAUCGGUGAUAAGAUUGUGAGCUGUGGAGCCGAGUUGGUUGGUUCCCAAGAAGCCUGUCCUCCACUGGAAGCUCCUGAAUCUCUGAUGCUAAAGAUUUCAGCCAACAGCACAAGACGAGCUCGGUGGGACACUAAGUUGGGGUACCACUGUGACCCUCGGCCAAUCAGCCUCCCACUAUCAUCACUGUUCACUGCUGGAGGUGUUGUGAGCUGUGUGAACAUUGUGGUGUUGAGAAGUUACCCCACUCAGUGGAUGGAGAAGAAGCCCAAUGGUGUCUUUAUAUUUCGCAACGAUCGUGCAGAAUAUCGAGAGGCCAGAAAACACAGCAACUCCAAGCACAAAUCCAUGGAUCUUCUUAUUUCCAAAAUACAGACCCAAUUCGAAAAAGAAAUAGAAGGUAAAAAGAGAAGUCGAGGCCAAAGGAGGACAUUUAGUCGACAUGAGAUUGAAUCUCUGCAGGAUGGGGAAGAGUUGUAUGAGGCAAUGGAGAGGGAUCCUGCUGUUGAGGCCCAUCUAAGUGCGAGACAGAUGGAUGCAGUGCAUAAGUACAGAUGCUGUUCGGAGGAAAGGAGGCAGGCAGAGCUUCAGGAGCGUGUGCAGAAGGUUGUAAUGGAAGCCCCGGCGGCCGAGGGUGGGUGUCCUAAUCGAGAUGUCACUCCUGUUUGGAAGCUCAGCAUUACUGAUGCCAAUGACCUGCAGAGCAACUGUGUUUACACCCUGAAUAUCUGGCGCCCAUCGCAAGACUUGUAUGGCUUGCUAAGAGAGGGCCACAGAUAUAGGGCUUAUCACCUCACCACAUCAGAGGGGAAGAAACGCUCAGGCAUUGCUCACAUUCAGCUCACUGCCACCAAGAAAACAUUCUUCCAGGAAGUUGAGGUGUCUCCAGAAUGGUCGCAUCAGCAUUUCCGUGCUCGAGAAUGCAUACACUUCAGAGAACUUCAAAACCCUCAAUUCAGCUCACCUUGUGCGGAGGUGGACAUUGUGGGAUGUAUUGUCUCCAUAGAGGGCAAACAAGGCCUUCCCCCAUUACUGCAUCUUGUGGAUGAGAACUUUGACAUGGUCUCUGUGAGAACCUACAGUAGUCUGGAGCAGUUAGCUAUAGAAGAGCUGGUAAAGCUGCGAGCACUGGUCGCUCUUAGUAAUCUUCAGGUGAGACCGCUCUCUGGGCCUGUGCCAAGCCUUUAUGCAGGAGAACAAGCAGUAUUUUCCGUAAACCCCAAAGAAUCCCAUCUGCAAGAAGCUAUGACCAGUCUGAAGACUUUUGUCCAGACUUGUGAGCGUUUUUUCAGCAUUGCGGAGGAGAAGGUCUCAGAUGUGGUUCCUUCAGGUGUCUUGGGUUCUUUUCAGUCUCCAAGAACUCCUGGUGUGCAGUCUUAUCCAAAAAUUAAUGGCAAGGUAACCCCACAGCAGAAAAGCAGCUUGUUCUCACCUUUCACUCCUCUGAAUAGAAGAACUCCUGCAUCUGCAUGUAACAGCGAGGGAAAAGAUCCCAAAAGUUUGAAAAGAAGACGCGGUUUGGAUUACCUGUCACGUGUUCCGUCCCCUCCACCCCUCACUCCUCUAAAAACUACAGCUUCUCCCUGCGUUAACAGGACCUUCAAUCCCCCACGGAGAUCUGUGACUCCCAAGCCUCCACAGAACGAGUCCCCUCGAGCCUCAUGUCCCCCACCGGGAGAGGAGAAGUGGGUGCAUGAUGAAGAGCUGGUGAUGAUAGACACCCAGGCGUUACUGUAAGGCUGAUGGGGAAAGUGUGACUCUCCUGGUGAAACACUAAAUGUGAGUUGAAACACAAGAAUGAAUUCCAGCAUUCAAGGCGUUGAGAACUAUGGGUAAAUGAAAGCACAAAUUCUACUGUUGGCAGAAAAUGCAAAUGGCACCGCUGUCUUUGUUUUCUAGUUGCCUGGCUUACUGUGGUUCUCUGAUGGUAAAUAACAUGAAAGAGAUGCACUUUUUUACAACUACUGUAAUCAUUUUUUUAACUUCUUUCUUGUUAUGCGUGAUUGUAUUACUAUAAGUACGGAAGUUAGCAAUGUUCAGGGGGGAAAAGUGUAAAGUUUAUGUAAAAAGUAUCUGUAAAAAAUGUUUAUAUAUUUAAAUUUUUAUUAAAAGAUGGAAAGUAAUUAUGUGUAGAGGUCAUAUUACAAUCUGUUUUCGAAAUGUUUCUAUUGAUGAACAGCAGGUGGCGCCUUAACACUUGCCUUUGACUUGCAGCGAACAGUUCAACUCUGCAGAAAGAUUGUGAAAUCCUAUCUGCCAUUUUCAUAUUAAAUCUGAAGAAAUGAGAAUGGAACAAGUAAUAAGAAUAUAUUGCUUAAUAACCACCAAAUAUUGGCAGCAAAGAAAGUAAUGGGCAUUACAAACACACUUCUGUCAUACUUCUCUUGAUCUCGCUGGCAAACUCACUGUCAAGCUUAUUUAACAGACCGCAAAGGCAGACAAAGGGAUUUCUUCUCUUCCAAACAGAACAUUGUCAUAUUUAAUAAUCUGUGAUCAUAAUAUUACAAUUCCAGGCAUUUACCCUAGAGAAAAUAUAGAAUGUGGCUGCUUGCUCUUCAGAUCAGUUUUAAGGAUUUUUGAAAUUUAGAAGCAACCCCAUAAUCUGUUCGCUCGUCAAGGAAUGCUUCAGAAAACCACAGACAUGCCAGAUUUUCAGUUAGCUGCCAUCAGUGGCUUUCCUCCACAGUGUUCAGUUUUACAUCUAUCAUCUAUCAUUGAGAAUGUGCUGACUCAGCACACAUCCAGCUCUAUUUUAAGAUCUCUAACCCACAAUGAUAAAGAUAGCUGACACUCCUGUUGUGUAGCACGGAGACAUUAAAGAUGAUAUCUGUUAGUGGUUGACGGAGAAUAGCAUUAUCGUGGCCAAAAAUGUUUCCAUGAGCCCAGCUCUGAAAAUACUUGUGGUACAAUGAAUUCUAAAGUCUAGAGAAUUUUUUUUCCCUUCAUUUUUUUAAUUUAUUUAUUUAUUUUUUUAAGUACUAAACAGUCCUGAUAUACACUACCAUUCAAAUGUUUGCGGUUGCAAAGAUUAAAAAAAAAAGAAAAUUGUUAAUGUUUUUGAAAGAAGUGUCUGAUAAGGUUGCAUUUAUUUGAUCAAAAAUAUAGUAAACAGUAAUAUUACAAAAUAUUAUUACAAUUGAAAAGUAUAAUUAUUUUUCUAUUUGAAAAGAUUAGAUUUAUUCCUGUUAUGGCAAAGCUAAAUUUUCAGCAGCCAUUACUCCAGUUUUCAGUCACAGUUGUGCUGCUUAAUGUUUUUGUUAAACUCGUUUUUUUCAACUGAUUUAUUUUAUUUAUUUAUUUUUUGUAACAAUGUCUUUACUGUCACUUUUGAUCAAAUUAAUACAUCCUUGCUAAACAAAAGCCCUCAAAAAGAAAAGAGAACAGUUGGAUAUUGGAAUCUGGGAGAAAUUAAAAUAGUGUGUGUUUUGUUUUUUAUUUAUUUUUUGCUGCAUGAGACCACAGGGUUAAAAUCUGUUUAGCAUUUGUCAUGUUUUCCCACAUUUAGGUUUGUCUUUCCAUGUGAGAGUCGUUAUUUUUGUGAAUUGCUUCUAGAGGCCUGAUGGGCUGCUUUCAGGCAGCUGCUCAGAAUUUCGGUUUCUCUUGCGCAGCCUUUUGAAUUAUUGCAUAUGUCUAUAUUUCCUGUCAUUUCAGAAUAUUUUUCUGUUGUAAUUUUUAUGUGUUUUCUAGCACUAAGGUGAUGACUAUUAUUACUUUAUAGGUUUUUAUUACUGUAAAUCUUAACAUUCUUUAGAAAAUGUAAAAACUUUUCAUUCUGAGUAAUGCAUCAACCACCCAGAAUCAAACCUGCAGACUUUGUGUUUUUGUAGUCUUGCUCUUAACCUAUAAUGAUAUCAGGGCCCCACGUUCUUUGACUAUCGGUACAUUUGUACUUUCCGACAGAGUACAUAAAGCAGGGCUUAAUUACCACUCUUACAACAUAAAACCUAAGGCCGUCUUCAUCCGCUCUGAGCUGUCCUAAUCCAGCCUCUUAGGCUGAUUCUGGCUGCCCUCUCCCUUGACUCUGCUCAAUGAGACCUGAUGGAGAGGUGGAAAGAGAUGAAUGAAAGAACCUAAAGGGGGACGGUGACGGGGAGUGGACAUUUGAUAGUCCCAUAUCCUCUUUGCAACCCCACCAGACUGAAUGAAUUAAGGGUCCUGUUUAGCUGUAGCAUUGAGAGCCAGAUACAAGAGCUGUGAUUUAGACUAGACUGUAUCUAAUAACAACUCAUUUAAGAACUGUAGUCUGGGCAGAAUUUUAGCAGCAACUGUAAAACACCAAAGCACCAACAAAUUCACCCCCCAACACACACACGCACACAAAAAACAGAGAGGGACAUUAAAAUAUAACUUCUUGUGGUAUAAUGGCAAAUAGCUUGUGGACUAGUAGUGAAGUAAGUUUAUAUCCGCAGUUUUCCACACUUGAUGAACACAGAAAAUUAAUGGAUUUUGUUUAUCUUGGUUUUUUUGUGUGUUUUUUUUGCAACCCAUAGAAAAUUGCGACUUAAUGAAUUUGAAUCUUAAAGUGUUAAAAAAACAGUUCCUUUUUUUUCUCUACCAUUAAUAGUUCUAUCACACACAGCCAUACUAAAAAAAUUUGUUUCUUUCUAUUUAUUCAGCAGCAUGGCAGCAAUACUU